This is a messenger RNA of Micropterus salmoides (largemouth bass), 5587 nucleotides long. RefSeq names its product protein shortage in chiasmata 1 ortholog. The record is from RefSeq and is a predicted model, not a curated record. Gene Ontology annotation, cellular component: condensed nuclear chromosome. The transcript has 27 exons. The coding region runs from base 316 to 4851 and encodes 1511 amino acids. Gene Ontology annotation, molecular function: ATP hydrolysis activity; single-stranded DNA binding. Gene Ontology annotation, biological process: resolution of meiotic recombination intermediates. NCBI's taxonomy places the organism in Eukaryota, Metazoa, Chordata, Actinopteri, Centrarchiformes, Centrarchidae.
AAAAAGAGGAGAUUUCCUUUGCCGAUAAUUUUUAUUAAUAGAUAUCAUAUCAUUAGCCUAUAUGUCCUGACGGUUUACUUAUUAUAAUACACAUUUUUUUCAUACAUACAUUCAUAAUUAUUAUGGAGGACUGCAAAAUUAUAGUAUUUGGUUGGUAAUAGAUAAUGUUUUAUAAGCCCAACAAGCGGAGAUGCUUUGUGUAAUAAAACAAAAUGUCCCACAGCCGGAGCAACUGAUUCAUCUUUGGUAUGACAACACAUCAGCGCCUGAUCGAUACUUCGCCUGUCAAAAACACCAAAAGAUAACGUAGUAAUUAUGUCUGAAAAGGACAACUCUUUUCCUACUCAGAUUUUCUCUGCAAACAGAUACAAAGCUCUCAACUAUGUUUUUGAGACCACCACCAGUCUGAAAGUAAUGAUGAACCUGCUGGCACUGCCAACACCUUACUUCACUGGUACCAGUAACCUCUACCCCCAUAGUGGCAAGCUGCCUGAAGUCACUUACAGGACGCCAUGGAGCAGAGGAAAGGUGAUCUCCACCUGCAAACUCGUUGUCAGUGGUUCCGUGCUCGAUGACCUGGGAGAAAAAAAGCAACCGGUUAAUUCACCAGAAAGAUUUAGCGUGACUCUGAGUGAGGUGCAUAGGGAUGUGGAGGUGAUACCCAGCUCUAAUCCUGACUCAGUGAAGGAUCUAGACCAGGAUGAGUAUGUCUGCCUUUUAAAGGAGGCGCAGAUCAACGAUCCAUGUCAGGAAUCAUUUGUCAAGUGGACAACUGACCAGAUGAAUCCUGGAAAUAAGACAGAGGGUUACUCAUCAGCUCUGGAUCUCCUCCUGCAAGAGGAGCUCAUGGUUGUCGAUUACCUGCCACAUUUUAAGAAACAUUUACCCACGCUGAAGGCCAAACUGUCCAGGCUGAGGACCCUUCCUGUUGCCGACCCCUUGCUGAGCUCAACAGGAGAUACCAUCACUGAGGACGCCAUAUUCAGACACUGUGCGUCUUAUGACAAACCUCCUGAUGUGAACACCAGUGACAUUCACAUGUGUGCAAACAUUCAUGAGGAGUUUUGUAAAGAGUCACUAACAAAAGAAGAGAGUCUGCUGUUGCCGGUUGUGGUGGACACACUGAAUCUGAGCCAAGAAAAUUUCACCGCCUUUUCAAGCAUUUGUCAUAAAAUGAGUGUUGCUCCUGAACAGCUGGAUGAGCAGCCUCCAGUUCUGCACGUGCUUCGUAAAGCUCCCCUUCCACACGUAUCAGCGUCAGUGGACAUUUCCCAGUAUGAGAUACCAGAGGAGCCCAGCAAACAAUUCGAGAUGAAUGGAGGCCUGAUGGAGGCAGAUUUGGCAGGACGUUUGACGCUUCCGGCUGAAAUGGAGCUGGACGUGACUUUGACUCCCAGCACCAGUCAAACCCAAAUCUGUCUGUCCACAUGUAAACUCCAGAAGGAAGAGAUGUCGCCGCUCUGCAGACGAUCUCUGGUGUCAGCGAGCGCUCAGAGAGAGAUGUGGACGGCCCUCUGGAGGGCAGAGAAGCAUCCAGCCUUUGUGGUGGGCUUCCUGUUGGCAGAGCCCCAAAUACAUGAACCAGCUGUUGACUUCCAGCCUCUGUCUGAAGCCUUGAGAGUCAUGAAGUUAGAGAACCAAAGCUUUAUCAGCGUCGGUGACAAACAGCAGUCACCGGUGGGGUGUGUUAUAACCCCGCAAGUGUAUUUGUGCAGAAACUGCGAGUUCACUGAGAGCAUGUUGUCUGAGUUCAACUCCAACGAGCAGGAAAAGAUGGAAGACUUCAACAAACGGUCACCUGAACAUGUGGAGUUCACAAUCAGAUCCAUCCUGGAGAAUCCCGCAAACAAAACUCAGUUUUCUCACCUGAAGAAAUCUGAAGCUGCUGAAGCUACUGCAGACGACACCCUUCUUCAAAAAGAAAAGGCUGCUGAUACGUCUCAGAACACCUUCCUGAUGCACACUGUCAACACAAAUGAUAAGGAAGUAAAACCUGCUACUACCACCAAAGAUGAAGUUUCACACAAGAGGUUUCCAGAAGUUGUGGACGACUGUAAGGUAGAACAGAGCGCCCACAUGCUCAAGCAGGCUGUCUCCUCCAGACUGAAUAUCAAAGACAAUCACAGAGGUCUGCUGGUUAAAGAACAUCCACCAGAGAAGGACCUUGACCCUCUGUCCACCUUCAUGAUAUUAAGAUCUCAGCAGACAGCUUCAGUUACUGCAACACUGCAGAGCUUCGUCAGCACUCCAGCACCAAAAGUGGAUCAACAGACGCCACCACCUGAGCUGCAGCCGUCUCCAGAGCAGAUGCAAAGAUCAGACAGGAGGCUAACGUAUGUGAGCGGUACUGUGACAGGAAAUGCUACCAGAGAGCAGAAAGCAGCUUUUCAGUCGACAGGUCAACUCAUCAGUCGUCCUGUCAGUCCGUCCAUCCCUCAGGACAGACAAGAAAGCAGAGUAGUACAGGUCCAAGCUACCGCCAGCCAGCAGCACGCCUACUGUGAGUUGCUGGCCUUUGCUCAGCCCUGUUUGAGCUCUGCCAGAGAGCUGUGGCUCAACUUCCCCGUGUGGGGAGAUUUCAGCUGCCUGGCCCCAGACCAAACACACUUCCUCCUCAAACAGCAAGAGAAGGCCCUCUGCAGGACACAUGAAAAGAGCGCAGAGCUGGUCAGAGAUCGGGAAGUGCUUUUCAACCAGGCGGCUCAGAUUCAUGUGCUGGUGACGUUCAAGGAGCUGUUGCUGAAGUGUGACCUCAGUACUGCACUGGAGUACCUGACCAAGGCAGCUGAGGCGUGUGCAGAGCAGAGUCUGAAGCAGCUGGUGAAGAGGCUGCAGAUCAUCCUCUUCCUCAGUCAAAAGAACCAGGAGUCCAACCUCAAAGUGCUGGAGCUGCAGCAGCUGCUGCCUGCACGGCUGCACAGCAGAAAAGGACAGAACGUUGCAGAGAAAAUUCUUGUCUUAAUAUCAGUCGACUCUGACGACACCAGAUCUAUAAUCAUCAACAGCUUGAGCAAAGUGACUGGUGCUGCUGUAACUGCAGUUUGUCCUGAGGAGGGCAAGAAAACACUUAAUGGUGCCAGUUUGAUCAGCAGCAGCAUGCGCGACAGUGUGUGUGUGGUGGUGUGUGAGCAGCACGUGGGCCCCGACUUCCCCUGGAGCUGUUUCUCUCUGGUGAUUGAGUAUGACCAUCCAGGUCAGUCACCAUGGGCCGCAGUCUGCAGAGAGAGGAGCAUCAGUCACCUCACCUUCAACACAAUAAUCUGCGACACUGAGACGGAAGAAACCUCGUGGUUGCUGGAGGAAAAUGUGCCAUGUGUGUUGUUUGUCACAGAGGGGCUUCUCAACUGUCCACUACUGCUACAGACACUCGAGUCAGGGUUUAAAAUAACUGUGCUGGAGAGGACCUACUGUCCGUCCUUGCAGAUGCUCGGAGGGACCCAUCGCUACGCUGUGAUCACAGUGGAUGAAAGCACCGCUAUCGUCAUUCAGGAGGAGGGUGAACUGUGUCAGGAGCGAGCCAGUGAGAGAGUAGUGAUGAGGCUUACUGCUCUCUCUCUGCAAUACAGCUGCUGUUGGCUCAUCCUGCACUGCCCAGACAGGCAGGGAGGAGGAUUUUCCAGCGAAGCCUUCAGCAAUUUGGUGUUGGUUUAUUCGUCUCUGGUGCUGUUCGGCAUGAAGUCAGAGGAUCUAGACGUCAAGGUGCUGAUUGUGUCCGAGGUGAUGGAAAUAGCCAAAUGGAUCAGCAAGAUCUGCUUCCACCGCCUGACGGCCAGUGACAGGGACCCUCUCAGCUGGCUGGACAGAGACUGGCUGACUGUGAUUCCCUCGGAGGAGGAAAAGUGUCUAUUACAGUUCCCAUGUAUUAACCCUCUGGUUGGUCAGCUAUUGCUGAGGAGAGCACCAUCCUUCCAGUGGCUCCUGGGGGCCUCUCUGUCUCAGUUGAAGGAGCUGAUCCCUGAGGUGCCACAUAAAGUCCUCAAGCUGUUCAGUGACACCACCUCCCUGUACACACUGACCACAGAGCCGAACCAGCCGGAGUCUCAGACACUUAUCACUGACACAAACCAACAAACCAGUCCACCAAACAGCACCUGGACCACCGCUGCUGCCCCGGAGCACAUGAACUCUGACCCACAACCAGAACCCCCCAUCAACCCUCAUCCAGAACUUUUCUGUAGUGACGACACCAGCUUCCUGCUCGGAGCUGAUCGCAGCUUCGGUGAACCAGACCCAGACUCGAUGGUGCAGGAUGGCAACACAGAUUUCAGACUCGACCUGAGUUCUUCCUUUGGCAGCCCAGAUGUUCACCUCACGAGAAGCUGGACCAGCGGUGAUCCAUGGAAAGAGGAAGACAGAGGCAGAAAGGAGGUGAUGUUUUCUGGCCGCAGAGGCAGAGCUGGAGCAGCGGGGAGAGUUGUUGAAAGAGCAAAAGAUGUGUGGACACAGAGGGCUCCAGCAAAGCUCGACAGUCCUUUCAAGCUGGACUCCAUGUUCGGUUUCAGCCCCAUCCACCAGCAGCCAGCCAGCAGUCAAAUGUCCACGUUCUCCUCGGUCUACAGUGACCGCCAACAUCCAGACUGCCACCGCAUUUCCUAUAGUCUGAGCCCUCCUGCAGAGGUCCUGCUGUGGGGUCGAGGACAAACCAGCAACGAAUGCCUCACCAGUAGAGGAGAGACGGCGUCGCUUUCAGCUAAGUAUGGCCCCAAAUGCUGGAUGGGACAAGAGAGGAAGAGGACGGGCAAGGCUGCAGGUUUGGUUGGAACAGUGUUGACACCACUGAAGAAGGGGAGGUUGAGCUAUGAGAGGGUGCCCGGCAGAAGUGAUGGACAGACUAGGCUUAAAUUAUUUUAGGCAUGAGUGCUCUGUUGCUGUGUACUGUAAAAAGAGAAAAGAGCAGUACAUCCUUAAAGUUUUGUUACAUUCAAGGUAUUAAUUGCAUGAUUUAGGUUUAGCUUCCGAGUUUUUAUUCAGAUGAAAUAACGUUUUCCCCUGCAAAUAGUUUUCAUUGCAAGCUAAGUUUCUACAUUUCAGUUGUAUAUUUUAUAUUUAACAAGCAACAGUGCUUUUAUGCAUUCCGGGUUUUUUUUCUUUUAAAAUCAGCUGGACCAUUAAUUAUAUGGCGGUAAGGUGCAGUAGUUGCUGACAAAAUAAUUAAAAUGAAUAAUUUUCAGUCAAAUAGUCUAAUGUAAAAUACUGAUAUAUUAAAAUACUUUGUUUUAUAAAUAUUAUAUUGUUAUAGUAUUUACUUAUUAUUACAUGUUUUAAUACUUAUAAGGCCAUAUUUCACAGCACAAAUGGUACUUCUUUGUGCUUUAUUAGAUCAAAACUUUCUACUAAACUACUAUUUUAGUGUCCUGCACCCUAUAACUCCUCUUGGUGUAUAAACAGAUACAGAACGACAAUAUAAAAGUAAUUUUAUAAAAUUUGUCUUCAUGGGACAAGUUGUAAAAUGUUAUGCCUUACAGCUGUAUUAUAAUGUGUUAUAAACUGUUUAUUAUAUGUUUAUAUACUGUUUCUAAGGCCUAAAUUAGGGGGGUGUUAACAUUUCGUUUUUACAAAAUAAGAUUAAACAAAGAUUACAACUGUG